ACAUAUUUACAUAUUGCUAGCUAGACAAAUCAUAAACAACAUCACUAGGUGCCACAUGGGUUGUCCGGCUGGCCGCAGCUAAGUGCGGGCUGCAACACAACUUGCUGCCAAAUUUCGCCCGAGAAGGACAUGGCACUUGUCAUUUGUCAACUUUCCAACGGUAGAUGCCGGCAAACAGAUGCACUUCCUCCAUCUCCAUGAUAAAGUUAAAAUGGCCGGCUUUGCCUUCAAAUUUCCCUCCACUUCUCAGCCCCGGCGGUGGAUACGGGUAAGAAGAAACCAUGGCGACUUCCUCUCUUCCCUCUCUUCCCCCUCUUCUCCUUCGCAACUCUCACCCUCCUCCGCACAAGAAUUCCUGCUUCCUUAUCGCCCUCUCUAAACAACGCUUCUCGUUCUACACCAACCGCCACUCCCUCCGCUCUCUGUUCGCCCGAUGAUGCACUUCGCCGACGGACUCCUCCGCCGAGUCUGCCCCGGCGGGAGAUAGCAAUUGGAGGUCUCUCCGCAACUUCAUUUCUUCUCCCUCCUUCUCUCUCGCACGUUCUCUUUCUGGUUAUGACUGAGCACGACUUGUUUGUGUCUUUUUUUCGGCAGUAACUUCUGUAUCAUAGAAGGACCGGAGACGGUUCAGGAUUUCGUUCAGAUGCAGUUGCAGGACGUGAAGGAGAACAUCAAGAGCAGGCGCAACAAGAUUUUUCUCCUCGUGGAGGAGUUGCGGAGAUUGUGGAUACAGCAGAGGAUAAGGGGCCGGAGAAGAAAUAUCAAUAGAGCAGCUGUCCCGGACGACGAGUUGAGCAAGGAGAUGCUUGAAAUUCAAUCAACAAUCCCUUUUCUUCGUCAUGUGGUGAGAUGAGAUGAAUGACUAGGCUACGUUCUUAUUAAAGCUAAAUUACACAUUGGUCAUUCAAAUUAUAUAAAAUUUUCACUUUUCCCAUCUGAUUUACUUUUUUUACUUAUUUAUCACUAACUUUACGAAUCAUUACACUCCGUUAAAUUUGUCCUAUGCAACAGUCAACUAUUAAUUUUGACCGUUAACAAAAUGACCUGAAAAGUAAAAUAAAUUUAUUUUUCCACCUUAUGAUUUAUCAUAUUAAUUAAUUGUAAAAAUUAAUAAAGUAAUGACAAGGUGCUAUAAAAAGAGCAGUAAAAAAUUAACACACAAUCUUCUUGGAUUUCCCCCUAAAUAUAGAGAUAUUAAAAAAAAUUCUUAAACUACAACUUGUAAUUUUUUUUCCAAGAUACCUAAGUUUAGGUUGGUUCAGGAUCGAGUUAGAGAGCCACUAGUGGGAUCCAAGUCCCUCAGAGUCGAUCCACUGCGUUGAAAUUUCCAAUGAACUUAACUUUGUGCUCAGUUAUCCGAUUGUAGUGGUAAAAAAAUUUAUUCUGCAUAACUUUUCGAGCACUACAACUUUUUACGUAGAAAUAUUUUCGUAGUCCUUGAAAAAUUAUGCGUAGUAAAAAAUAGUUCACUACGAUCGGAUAAUCGAGCACAAAGUUAAGGUCAUUGGAAAUUUCAACAUAGUGGAUCGAGGCCAUCAAACUCGAUCCACUACCUCGGAAAGUGGAUCUAUGCUUUCUAACUCGAUCCCACUAGUUGUUCGAGGCUCUUGGACUCGAACCACCCUAAACCUAUGUGUUUUGGGGAAAAAAUUUACAAGUGUUGUAGUUUAGGAAUUAUUUUUAACUAUUGUUGUAUUUAGGAAAAACAUCCGUUCUUCUCCCUCCAUUCCGGCACAUCCUACUGUUGCUAUUACUGCUCUCCGGUGCCUCAUCCUCUUCCUUCCGGCCGACCAACCGGUUUCCGUCGCCAUUGUUGUAUCGUUGGCAAAUGUCGUUUCUUCUGCAGCAGUACUUAGUUUAGUGCAUCAGCGCCGCCGGGUCGUCCAACGACUGGUGAUGGUGGCGCUACUGGUCACUUUCACGGCGAGGACUUGUUUCAGAUUAGAACGGAGGACGCUGGUCAUCGCCUCGUUGCUAUGCUCCAAAUCUCGCUAGAUUUGGUUCUCGAUGCACAACGACUUCACUUUCUCUUAACACGCCUAAUUCAGUUUCCCGAUCUUGUCGAUCUCGACCUCUUUGGCCUUGAGCCGCUUCAGCAUUCCUUCCUCAAUCACUUGGAUUAUCCUCCUCACUUGCAUCUUCCUCUUGUCUUCCAAUUUCGCCCUAACUUUCUUCAUUUGUUAUAACCACACACAAAAUCCACAAUCAGUCACCAAUAAAAUCGAGAGAGAAAAAUCCAAAUCGAGUAACAUGGCGAGAAAUCAGGCGGUCGACGUCGAGUUGCUGCUGGAUCUAGAGGGAGACCCGUCGCGGCUCUUUGGUAUUGUUGUUCGGCUGAGGUUUCCUUCUUUGUUCAUACAUCUCCCUGCUGGAAAGCCAAGAAAAAAGAAAAAUUCAGGACGGAAAUCCACAUCGGAGAGUAGGGAAAUAAAUAACAAACCAAGUUCCCGAGAACGGGAACACGAACCGUCGUCGGCGAGUAGUUACUGGCUUGUGCCGAGGAGAUGGAGAGGGAAGACCGGAAGAGAUUGAGAUGCCUGACCUCGACCGCCAUAACAGAGAGUAUAUAUAUAUAUAUAUAUAGAGAGAGAGAGAGAGAGAGAGAUAGAUAGAUAGAUAGAUAGAUAGAUAGAUAGAUAGAUAGAGAAUCAAUGGGAGCAGAGGAGUUGCGGCAUAUGACUCCCUAAAUUUCGCUUUGUUUGCAAUGAAAGAUGAGAUGCAGUUAAUUAAUUUAUGAGCUCAAAUAUACCUCCAUACCACUAAAGCUACAAUCAUUGUGAUCUUUAGUUGUUCACUCACCUCUGCCAAUAUUUAUUUUGCUAAGAAAUUUAGAUAAAAAAAUUUUAAAUCU
Messenger RNA from Linum trigynum, 2851 nucleotides. Lineage: Eukaryota; Viridiplantae; Streptophyta; Magnoliopsida; Malpighiales; Linaceae. The record is from the annotation of a GenBank genome assembly.